Linum tenue is the source of this 1488-nucleotide messenger RNA. NCBI's taxonomy places the organism in Eukaryota, Viridiplantae, Streptophyta, Magnoliopsida, Malpighiales, Linaceae. The record is from the annotation of a GenBank genome assembly.
AGCAAAAAUUAAAAGAUCCAAAAAAUUUAAAGAGAGCAAGAGAAGAAGGGGAUCAACAAAAACAACACACAACCCACAAUGGUUUUUUCCUCCAUUCCAGUCUAUUUAGAUCCUCCCAACUGGCAUCACCACCAGCAGCAACCUAACCAACUAGUACCACCCCAAGCAGCAGCUUCUUCUGCCUCCUAUGAAGCGAAUUCGACACAUCAGCACCACCACCACCAGCAACAGCAACAACAACAACAACAUCUGCUUCCCCCGCUUCCUCCUCCUCCACCGCAGCCAGACGGCGGUGGAGGAGGAGGAGGCGGGUUGGGGUCCAUCAGGCCCGGUUCGAUGGCGGAUAGGGCUCGGAUGGCGAAGAUACCCCAGCCCGAACCGGGCCUGAAGUGCCCCCGGUGUGAGUCCACCAACACCAAGUUCUGCUACUUCAACAACUACAGCCUCACCCAGCCCCGCCACUUCUGCAAGACCUGCCGCCGCUACUGGACCCGUGGCGGCGCCCUACGCAACGUCCCCGUCGGCGGGGGCUGCCGCCGCAACAAGAAGACCUCCUCCAAGCCCCACAAGAACUCCUCCGCAUCUUCCGCCGGAGGCGGCGGAGCGUCCACCAGCUCCGCGGGCGGGAUCAUGGGGCACUUGCCACAUCAUCACCACCACCAGCUGCCGCCGCCGCCGCCGUUCAUGUCCUCCCACCUACACGGCCUCUCCCAGUACGCUAGCAGCAAUAAUAAUAACAGCUUAGGGCUGAACUUCGGCAGCGGAGAAGGAGGCGGCGGUGCAAUGGCAAUGUUUCACAUGGGAGUAAGCAGCAGCAGCAGCCAGCAGCAUGAUUCCGCCGCCAUGGUGCAGCAGUUCCCUUUCUUCGAGGCAGCGGCGGCGGCGGGGCCACCUGGCAAUCUAUACGGGUCGUCGUUUCAGGAGGAUGACGUGGACAGUAAUAAUGCUAAUGGUCAGCGGCAGCAGCUUAUUAGGGCGUUGACAGCUGGCUCGAGCUCUAGGGUUAAUCUGAAUCCAUCACAGCAUGAUGAUCAUGAUGAGCUGGCUCCGGUCAAACCCGAGCUCGCCAUGAGCCACGGCCUUAACCUAUCCCGUCCUCCUCCGCCGUUUGCGGAUCCCGACGGCAGCCAGUACUGGGGCGGCGGCGGCGGCGGCGGGAAUGCGGUCAGCUGGACGGAUUUGACGGGUCUCAACUCCCACAAUUAACCGGGUAAUGGAUCAAUCAGCUAGCUACAAAGGUGGUGUGUGUGUGACAAAUUGGUGGGGGGAUUUAUUUCUCUAUGGCUACAUUAAUUCAACCUAUAUAUUAUAUAUGUUUUCGUUAUGGGAUUUUAUUCUGCUGGAUUGCUUUCUACUUGUUAGUUUAUUGGUCUGUUUCGGUGUGUAAGAGUUGCUUGUCGUAUCAUUUAGCUACAUUGUAAUGUAUGUGCGUGGGUUAGCUAGCUAGCUGCUACGUUAAUUGUUAUAUAUUUCUAACACUUACGUAAA